AUGACGACCUCUGAUCUAAGUGUAUCGCUCGAACCUCAUCUAGUGCAUGCGCUACAACCGCUUGUGCCGCUACUCCCUGGUGCAACUGCCACCAAGCUGCGUGCGCUGCUCAAGGAUGUGACCAACUUAUCGCACGACGAACAAGGAGAACCUGGAUCUCUGCGAACCAAGACGAUUCCGUACGCCCUGCUUGCUUCCAUUUCGCAGUGGACGCGUUCCAGCGAUGGUCGCGCUGCCCUCGCGGGGCACGAGCCUCCAUUGGAUCCUCGUGCGUACGAGAUGAUCGCACUUCUCGCCGGCGCGCGCACCUCUCCCGACAAAACCUUUCCGAAGUUCGUCCCUAAGGAACGGGAAGAAAUGGAGCGGAUGAAACGUGCGACGAACGACAGGAAGGUCAUUACUGCCCUCUUGAACGCUCUUCUGAGCAUCCUUGGCUGCGGUUUCGCCACAUGGUAUGCUGCGCGAACGCUGCGGUGGCGAGAGGAAUGGAGAGUGCUGCUUGCGCUCCUCGUCGCCACAGUUGUGGCCAUUUCCGAGGCCGUCUUGUACAUCAUUUGGCAGGCACGCCGUAAUGGCAAACUUCGGCCUAUUGUACCACCCCAAACGACAGUUGUUGUGCAUAAAGAAGUCGAGGCGGACGUCACUCCACACGAGAAUAGUGAGCCGAUCCCUACAUUGGAGAAAGAGGCCACUCUCCGCCAGCGUAGAGUCAUUCUCGGGCCUCCAGAUGAUUCCAGCGAAUAG
Messenger RNA from Punctularia strigosozonata HHB-11173 SS5, 744 nucleotides. RefSeq lists its product as uncharacterized. Bases 1 to 744 code for a protein of 247 amino acids. NCBI's taxonomy places the organism in Eukaryota, Fungi, Basidiomycota, Agaricomycetes, Corticiales, Punctulariaceae. The record is from RefSeq and is a predicted model, not a curated record. Gene Ontology annotation, biological process: vacuolar proton-transporting V-type ATPase complex assembly. The transcript has 2 exons.